Molecule: messenger RNA, 2104 nt
Organism: Ostrinia nubilalis (European corn borer)
Lineage: Eukaryota; Metazoa; Arthropoda; Insecta; Lepidoptera; Crambidae
Exons: 8
Coding region: 108-1268 (386 amino acids)
Source: RefSeq, a predicted model, not a curated record
ACAACUGUCAUCUGUCCGGUGCGACAUGUCUGUAUUUUUCUGCGACAUAUUUUCGAAUAUUUUUUCGAAUUUUCUACGCAAAAGGGUGAACUAAUUUCGAUGUGAAAAUGGCUAUUUGUUUGCGAACACUAUCUCAUAAAAUCUUGCCUAUAAAUGGGAUAGUUUCUACUAAGAAUCACUCUAAUCGUCUAACCCGAAAAAUACCACUUCGAACACAAUUUCUCGAAGAAUGUCUUACCCGGCGUCGUAUUUCUAGCUACCAACUGGCGCCGAAAUGCACUACCGAACACAACAUUGACGAUUUAUACAUCAACGAGCUACUGUCUUCGACGGCGAAGUCGAGAAGUAGCAUUGCCGAAGAUGUAGAUGCUUUCAGGGCAGAAGCCAGAUGUUUGGACAGCUACAAUUAUCACGAUAGUAUCCAGAUGAAACCUUUGGGUUUGACCUCUGAUGACUACGUGGAGCAAAGAAUGACCCCCGCCGUUAUGAACAGAUAUCCAUACACUUGUAUCAGUAGUGUUGACUUCACAAAAUAUAGUAAUGAGAGUGAGAAUCUGGAGCCGACAUGUCUGUCGGACUUCGAGAGGGAUGCGAUAGCAUACUGCACAGGUCCGGUGGUGCCAUCCCCAUCCCAGCCAUCUGAGCUCAACUCCGAGGGAAGGCCCAGUGAGGAGCAGCUAAUGAAAGUAUUCCAUGUUCUCUCAAAGACGAUGCCAGAACUGUUCAUUAAGCCUUUAGACUACUCCAUCUACCACCCAAAUCUUGUGUUUGUGAACAACAUUAGGGGAAUCACCACUAUAGGUUUGUUCCACUAUGUCAAGCAGAUUGCCCUGUUACGUACUGUGGGGCACCUCAAAUUUGCUUAUGUAAAGUUAGAAGUCAUGAAGAUAACAGCACAUCCAGAGGAUUCAUCAAUCAGAUUAAGGUGGCGCAUUCGAGGCAUAUCUGGAUUUAAAGUUUUCUUCAUGUUCUGGAAGUACAAACUGUGGAAUCUGAAGGAAGCAUUCAAAGAUCAGGAACUGUGGUAUGAUGGCUUCUCUACAUUCUAUGUAGGCGCCGAUGGUUUGAUACAGAAACACAUCGCUGACAAGGUUAUGCCAGACCAGGACACCAUAAUCGACGACGAGGAGAAGGCGCCGAUCGCGGCGAAGAUAGCUCUGCUCAUCGGACUGCUGCCUCGGAACUACUUGUCCGACGUGGCGCCCUAUUUCAGCACGUCAUCUGGCACCGCCGACGCCACCCCGCUGCCCUUCAAGGCUUUAGAGUAGCAGAACAACCGAUGCGUGGGUUACAGCUGGGUUACAUGAUUGAACAAAUGCUAUCGUUAUUUGCUUACAACAAAAUCACGCGCUUUUUUAAAUAACAUUAUCGUAAGACUAAUAAAACACCAAAAAGAAAUUCCACCAGAUAUUUGGUCAACAAUAUUAGUCCUAGUAAAUUGGGUAAUGUGAUUUGUAACGAUUUAAUAGAUAUCAAGAGCUAACACCGGUUUCAAAGCCCGCGCUAAGGUUGCUGUAGCCAUGUGAUAAAUGCGUGAACUAAGAGCUGAUGAGGGCUUGUAUUACAGACUAAAAUGGAUUUAAAGUGUAUCUUGCACCUUAAUUGAAAUAAUAUAACAACUGAGGAAUGUUAUGUAAUAUUCGCCCAAGUCUGGACUAGAUAGAAAAUCUUUGAUGGUGCACAUGCGCGGUAAAUGUGCGAGUCUUCGCGGUUUUAUGCUAACGACCCAAUUUUGUAGAUCAGUCUGUAAAUAUACUAAAAUGUAUACUUUAAUCAUACUUGUUGGAAGUAACUUCAAAAUACUUUGUGAUGUGAAGAACAACAGAAAAUUAAUAUGAAAUCGCAUCAUACGAGAUUUACAUUAAAACCUAUGUAAUAUCACUAAUACGCAACAUCAAUUUUGAUAUGUAUGUAUUAUUUAUAAAUUGUGUUAGUUACCGCUUGGGUUAUUAAAAUGAGAUAUUUUAUUUGGCGCUUCACUUUGCUAUUUCGUAAAGUGCUUUAAUAGAGUGGUAUCCAAGAGUGCUAUUCAUUAGACAAAUGAUUUAUCUUGUAUUAGUAUGUAUAGCACUGUAUUUCGAUACAAUAAAACAUUGUUAAUAAA